UUACGUAAUAUCCGUUGUAUAUUAUUUGGCGGAAAUUCCAAUAAAUACCAAACAAAAAGAAAAUAAUCAAACUGAAAACAAAACAGCAAGAACUCGCCGUCAAUGAAUCAUUGUUUUUAUGAGCAAGUUACUGUGUUAUUUUUGAAAGUAGGACUUUCGAGGCUGACAAAUGGAGCUUGAACCGACCGACUUAUUUGCCGAAGAGCAAAUUGAAGAAUACAAAGAGACGUUCUCUCUGUUCGACAAGGAGGGGGACGGUACGAUAUCCCUCCGUGAACUGGGCACGGUGCUAAGGGCCCUGGGGCAGCAUCCCACGGAGGCAGACUUGAACGACCUCAUAGGAAACAUGGAGGUGGAAGGUCACACUACUAUCGAGUUUCCCCAAUUUCUGAACAUUUUGUCUAAAUUAAUCAAGGACACGGAUCCCGAGACUGAACUCACCGAGGCAUUUAAAAUAUUUGACAAGGAGAACACGGGCAAUAUCGCGUGCGCGGACCUCCGGCGGAUCAUGACGACGUACGGAGAGACGCUCACAGACGAGGAGGUGGAGGAGAUGAUCAAGGAAGCCGACACCGACGGCGACGGCAUUGUUGACUACGCCGAGUUCAUUGCCAUGGUGAUACAGCAAUAGUUGGGACCAGAUACUGCUGGCUGAAAGUUAUUCAUGAUCACUACUGUUGUGUACAUUUUGUUCUAAUAUACUGUAUGCUGUAAA
This is a messenger RNA of Dreissena polymorpha, 715 nucleotides long. RefSeq names its product calmodulin-A-like. Bases 170 to 631 code for a protein of 153 amino acids. The record is from RefSeq and is a predicted model, not a curated record. Gene Ontology annotation, cellular component: myosin II complex. Lineage: Eukaryota; Metazoa; Mollusca; Bivalvia; Myida; Dreissenidae. Gene Ontology annotation, molecular function: calcium ion binding. The transcript has 6 exons.